AGGACUCUUCACUGUAUCCACCUGAGCCACUUAUCUUUCAGUGGGAAGCCAACGAAUGAGGUUAUACACACAUCAGCAUCACCGCAGGUGUAUCCACAGCAGCACUUUGGAAUCUACACAUUUCACCGCAUCGACACCAUACUUGUGCGCACGUAUGAUAGGGGGUGUUGGUGGCCUAUGAAUGGGUCUGAGCGUGCACCCCACCACCACACUUGCCUCUGCACCCGUGGGGACUAUGCGUUGCACAACCCUGAAUGCACUAGCCGGUGGUUUGCGAGAACAGGGAAGGGUGCGGAACGUCGGCAGGGGGUCAAGGGGGGCUCAGCAUGCCCCCUCCCUUCCGCAUCGCUGUGCUGGGGGCGCAGGGUGUGGGCAAGACUGCCAUCGUGCAGCGCUUCCUCCACGAUGACUACAGCGAGGCGCCUGUCCCGGCAACCAGCCGUGCCCGCCAGGUCCACCUGUCGGCUGCCGUGCUCAAUGGCCACGUGCACAACUUGCAGAUCACCGACUAUCCUGCAAUCACCAGCUUCCCCUGCAGCUCACUGCAGGAGUGGACAGACACCUGCUGCAGAGGAAUCCGCAGCGCUCACGUCUACAUCCUGGUCUAUGACAUCUGCUGCUUCGACAGCUUCGAAUACGUCAAGACUAUGCGCCAGCAGAUCCUAGAGACCAGGGUGGUGGGCACAGGUGACACGCCCAUCCUGAUUGUGGGAAACAAACGGGACCUGCAGUGGGGGCGUGUCUUCCCCCGCCAUAACGUGUCCGACCUGGUUAGGAAGAACUGGAAGUGCGGCUACGUGGAGUGUUCAGCUAAGUACAACUGGCACGUGCUGCUGCUGUUCGGGGAGGCUAUGCGCAGUGUGGUCUGUGCCCGCUGCAAACACGUCCAUGCCACCAUUCGCUUUCAACGGGCACUGAGGAAUGAACGCUGCGCCCUCAUGUGAUUUACUCAGUGACGAGGGACGGGCGCCGGAGUGGCAUUGAGGGCCAUUGGUACAGAAAACCUCAUUAGGAACAGCUGAGAAUUAUUGAUGAUCACUGUGACUGACUACCAUGAGUGACCACGUUUCUGCCCAAUGUGAAACUACAGAAUUAAACACCCCUCUGUUUUGCUGCUGAUACAUGACGACAUACAGUGGGGCAAAAAAGUAUUUAGUCAGCCACCAAUUGUGCAAGUUCUCCCACUUAAAAAUAUGAGAGGCCUGUAAUUUUCAUCAUAGGUACACUUCAACUAUGACAGACAAAAUGCCCCACUGUAAGAUGGAGAGUACUACCCUAUCCAUCUUUGUAAAGUGUCUUUGAUCUUUUCUUGACUUGGAGGCAGUUAUACCAACCAAAAUCCGUGGCUGUACAAUUUUGAACUCCUCCAAGUGCACUAAAGAAACUUUCCAGCAUCUGUUGUUUGAUUAACACGGGCGUUGAUCAAUGUAUGACAUUGCUAAUAUCAAAGCCCCCUUUGGAGUGGGACUGAGGCUGGCAUCUGCUGAUGCGGGGACAGGCAGACGGAUCCUUCCCCUCCUGGGGCUCAGUGCAUUCUCUUUCUCUGCACUGAUAUGUCUUGAAGGUGCACAUUUGAGUGUAAAAUCCUUAAAGGCAGCAUUACGAAUUUCAUACCCAACCACUCAAACACUACAAGCACAAACAAAGAACCCAACUGUCAUUCAAUUUAAGCCAAUCGCAAAGGACCCUCUCCUUCACGCCUUCAGAAACCAAAACAAACAACCGUAGGGACACAGUGUCCCACACAGUGUUUAAUCUUCUAAUAGCUUACAAAACACUGACCGUCCUUACCAGAGAACUGUCUCUUUCAUUUACUGAGGACACAUCACUUAGUGAGGAUGGUGAUAUGUUAUUUGGAGUAAUAUCACCAAAUCCAAUCCAACUUUUACGCUCCAACUGCAAACACAACCCUGUACAUCAUAAAUCUACAAUUGUAUAUUCACAUGAUAAGGGUUUUUAACACAAUAUAAUGCGACAAAAUACUUUUGCAAGGCACUGGAUGUAUUGUAUAUAAAGUUGUGUUAUUUGUUUUGUAAAUCUACAAAACAUACUCUAUUGUCAAAGUGGAAGAAGAUAAAUACAAAUUUAGAACAAAAAUAUAGUCAUUGCAUAAGUAUUCAGCCCCUUUGUUUAGGCAAGCCUAAAUUAGUUCAGGAGUAACAUUUGGCUUAACAAAUCACAUAAGAAGUUACAUGGACUCACUGUGUGAAAUAAUAGGGGUUGAUGUGAUUUCUUUAAUGACUAACCCUUCAUCUGUCCUCCAUAUAUACAACAUCUGUAAGGUCCCUCAGUCAAAUGGGUAACAAUAACAAAUCAGACAUUGAAUAUCUCUUUAAGCAUGGUCAAGUUAAUAAUUAUACUGUGGAUUAUGUAUUAAACCACCCAGACUCAAAGACACAGUUAUCCUUCUGAACUGAACCACAGGACAGGAAUGAAACUGCUCAGGGAUGUCACCAUGAGGCCAUUGGGGAUUUUAAAACAGCUACAGAGUUCAAUGGCUGUCAUGGGAGAACGCUCAGGAUGGAUCAACAACAAUAUGACAGUGAAAUGACAGUGAAAAGAAGAAUUCAAGUGUACAGAAUAAAAUACUGGGGAGUUUUUCAGGAUAAAAAGAAACAGGAUGGAGUGUGUUUGCACAGGCAAAAUCCUAGACAAAAACCUGCUUCAGGGCCUCACGAGUGGCGCAGCGGUCUAAGGCACUGCAUUGCAGUGUUGCGGCAUCACUACAGCCUGGGGUUCGAUCCCAGGCUGUGUCACAACCGGCCGCGAGCGGGAGUCCCAUAGGGCAGCGCACAAUUGGACUAGCGUCGUCUGGGUUAGGGGAGGGUUUGGCUAGGAGGGCUUUACUUGGCUCAUCGUGCUCUAGCGACUCCUUGUUGGCGGGCCCGGGCAGCUGCAGGCUGACUUCGGUCGUCAGUUGAACAGUGUUUCCUCCGACACAUUGGUGCAGCUGGCUUCCGGGUUAAGUGAGCGGGUGUUAAGUGCGGCUUGGCAGAUCAUGUUCCGGAGGACGCAUGACUUGACCUUCGCCUCUCUUGACAAGAUCGCAAUCACGAAAUUGGGGAGAAAAAGGUAGUAAAAAUGACAACAACAAGAAAGUGAUAAAAAAAUUCUACCUGCUUCAGUCUGCUUUACACCAGACAGUAGGAGAGGAAUUCCCCUUCCAGUGGGACAAUAACCUACAACACAGGGCCAAAUCUACACUGGAGUUGCUUACCAAGAAGACAGUGAAUAUUCCUGAGUGGCCAAGUUACAGUGAACUUAGGGCCUAGAUUCAAUCAGAUCAAGCGUUAACCGGUGAUAGCAGACACCUGCAUAGCGGAUGUUUUGGCAAUGUCAGAGGUGGAACUACUUUGGAUCAUUCAAAUCUGAGUAGCUGCUCUUGCAAUCAUUGUCACUGAAGUCUGAGAAAGUGUAGGCUAUGUAGAUAUUUUUAUGCUCAAAUUGAAAAAUGAUUAAACAAAAUAAUGAGGAUUUCUAUUAUCCUAAUUGAGGUGUAGAUUACAUCUCACAUACCAGUUUUCCAACUUGUAAACAAGGCUGCAUGGGAUUUCUGUUAAUGCCACUCCAUGCAGCCAAUGACCAUGUCCGCUUUAGGUACAAUGCAGAGAGCCACUUGUGGAUCUGACAUCUAACGCAGUUCCAACACCGUCAAAACAACCGCUAUGUGGAUGUCGGCUAAAGCGGAUUUGAUUGAAUAGAGCCUUAAAUAAGCUUGAAAAUCCAUGGCAAAACUUGAAAAUUGCGGUCUAGACAGAAUUUUGAAAAGAAUAAUGAGCAAAUAUUGCACAAUUCAGGUGUGCAAAGCUCUUAGACUUACCCAAGAAGAUUCACAGCUGUAAUCGAUGCCAAAGGUGUUUCUAACAUGUAAUGCAUUAGGGAGUUGAAUACUUAUGCAACGACUAUAUUUUAGUUAUUACAUUUUUAUAAAUACAUUUUAAUGCCACUUUGUAACACAAUAAAAUGUGAAGGAAUCCAGUCUGAAACUUUUGAAAGGCACUUUGUACCUACAAACACAAGUCAAACCAAACCCCUGAUACCUGCCUGUUAAUAAUGAGAUAUUAUAAAAAGAGGUCUUGUCACGGCCGUUGGAAAAAGAGCACCAAGGUGCUGCGUGGUGAGCGUACAUACUUCUAAUAGUAGAUGUCGCCGACAAAACAAUAAACAAUACAGACACAAACCGUGAUUCUUAAGGCUAUGUGCCAUCAAACAAAGUUAACUUCCCACAAACACAGGUGGGGAAAAAGGGUACCUAAGUAUGGUUCCCAAUCAGAGACAACGAUAGACAGCUGUCCCUGAUUGAGAACCAUACCCGGCCAAAACCUAGAAAUAGAAAAUCAUAGAAACACAAAACAUGGAAUGCCCACCCCAACUCACACCCUGAUCAAACCAAAAUAGAGACAUAAAAAGGAUCUCUAAGGUCAGGGCGUGACAGGUCUAAAUGUAAUUAAAUACUUUAGACAGUUGUUGCCAACAUAUCGGCCUGUUCAGGUUCUCUAAACUGCUAAAUACAGCAAUAAAUACACAUUCCCUGCUUGAAUCCUGGCAACCUUUGAUAAAACAGUAAGCUAGAAUUUGUUUUGGAAUAAGGGGGAAAUAUAGGAUACACUUGUUCCUAGAAGGUUGCAUUCAAUGAAAGGACAAUACUAUUAUGCAGAAUACAAUGCAGAUACUAGCCUACCUGACUAGAACCACUUGUGUAUAAGACAGAGAGUGUUUGAGUGGAACAAGAUUUGUGUAAUACUAUAAGAAGAUUGCUUCAUGAUAUUGACAAACUGCCAAACUGCCAGGUGGCAUAAGUAUUUGAUAUGUGUCUGGGCAAUCACAUUGCUUAAGGAGAGCCUCAAAUGUCUAUAACAGCCCUCGAAAUCAGAACAGCACUGAAUUACUGUCAUGUCCUGUGAUUUUAACGAUCCUCUUCCUAAAUAUAAAAUUACUUUAUAUACUGUAUGCUGAUGAGCACCUGACUGUGUAUGAUUACAAAGAUGAAUGAGAAAUAGCACUGUAUUGAUGUGAAGCUAUAAUUACGAAGGGCACAGACAUCCUAUUCGCUGCUCUGUUUCAUGAUUAUGUCAUAAUAAUUUGAUACUCCACAGGUAGGUCUGUCUGGUUUAUAAUACAUGCUAGAGAAACUCAACCGACUCUAUAAAUCUCAUAAAGACCACUGCCUUGAAUUUACCCCACAGGUCAUAUUGACUUAGAUACUUUCCCCUCCUCCACUGCCUGUAUCAUAUCUUAC
This is a messenger RNA of Oncorhynchus keta (chum salmon), 5239 nucleotides long. RefSeq names its product ras-like protein family member 10B. Lineage: Eukaryota; Metazoa; Chordata; Actinopteri; Salmoniformes; Salmonidae. Gene Ontology annotation, molecular function: GTP binding; GTPase activity. The transcript is spliced from 4 exons. Bases 327 to 944 code for a protein of 205 amino acids. The record is from RefSeq and is a predicted model, not a curated record.